AUGGAUGAUAGUAGUCGUAACAUUGAAAAAUGCAGAUGGGGUACAAAAUGCGUACCUCAGAGUAUAGCUAUUACUGGCAAUGCUACAUCGGCAAGGAAUGGCGUUACUGUCGCUGGAGGUAAAGGUUCAGGCAGUGUCACCAAUCAGCUACAUCUCCCUUCUGGUCUCGUCGUCAAUGAGGAUCAAACAGUGGUCAUUGCUGACACCUGGAAUCAUCGUAUCAUUCAAUGGAAGAAAGAUGAUACGAAUGGACAAGUUGUCGCUGGUGGAAAGGGUCUAGGGAAUCGAACGGACCAACUAAACUAUCCAAGCGAUGUUUUGAUCGACAAAGUGACGGAUAGUCUCAUUAUUUGUGAUCAAAAUAAUCGACGAGUUGUACGAUGGUCUCGCCAUAGUAGCACAACACAAGGAGAAAUUUUGAUCAACAACAUCUUUUGUUAUGGAUUAUUUAUGCAUGAUCAAAGAGAUCUCUACGUUUCUGACAUCGGAAAACAUGAAGUAAGACGAUAUCAAAUGGGUGACAAGAAUGGAAUUCUCGUGGCUGGUGGAAAUCGGGCAGGUUCUGGUCUAAAUCAAUUCAAACUGUCAGCAUAUCUCUUCGUCGGUCGACAACAAAAUGUCUAUGUGUCACACAGAGACAAUAGCCGUGUGAUGAAAUGGGGAAAAGGUGUAUAA
Rotaria socialis is the source of this 675-nucleotide messenger RNA. Lineage: Eukaryota; Metazoa; Rotifera; Eurotatoria; Philodinida; Philodinidae. The record is from the annotation of a GenBank genome assembly.